CUCCCAUUCGUCAUGACAUUACUGCCCGUCGCUCAAUUUCCCUGGACUGUCCGAGCGCGGGAGGGCCCCCAGGAACUUGAAAGGGCCAUUCGCUCUGCCUGCCGAGAAACAGGGCCCGUUUGGUUGUGGCGCCUCGGCUAAUUUGAAGCUUGUUUGACCACCACACGUAGGCGAGAUGGAGCUGGGGGCAACCGCCGCACUGGCCAGCCGUCUCAAGAUUGACAGCUCUCGAGCCCGACGUUGCGGACCCGUGGAGUCGCAUCCCAAGGAACCGAGGACUCAAAAAAAAAAAAAAAAGGGUACUGUCUUCUCGUGAUGUCUGCUACGUUCGAGAGGACGUGCGGAGCCGAACCCAUCAGGUAGGUAUGAUGGCCAGUGCCAGGGCCAUGGUAAUGUCCCUUCUACGCGCCGAGGCUGGGGAUUGUAAAUUGCAAGGUGCAAGGCUGGUCUUGGCAUUCUCCCUCAUUUUCUCGAAAUUUCCCACGGUCAGAGCGUGCCCGGAGGCCUCUCCCCCCACGGGCAGCAGCGCAUGCACGAUGCACAGGGUCGGGACUUUUCUUUCUUCUCUCUUUUGAUAUGGCAGUUUCCUUGCUCGCACCGGUGCUUCCUGAAGAUUUGCUCGUGAGUUUGGAAAAGUUGGCAGCGGGCGCAAGCGAUCGGCACGCGACGCGCCCUGCAACACCGCUGGCCUGGAUUUUUUUUGGCCUGCCAUCCUGCCUCUUUUGACAGCCAGCCAGCCUGGAUCGACGGGAUCGUCGUUCAAUAUUGGGAAACGGGCGGUGCAUCGUGGUUGCGCUCUAUUCCCGGCGACCGGUAGAGCAUUGGGUUUUACUCGACGGUAAAGUCCCUAUCAAAUAACCAAUUUUGGGAUUCCCCCGAUAUGCUACUAUUGCAAAACGAGACUGCUGUUCGUGUAGACGAGGGGAGAGCGAGAGUCGCCAAGUAUGUUCUGGAAGGCGUUAGUGAAGGUGGUGGUAGUCAGAAUGCCCAGAGUAUUUCAUCACUACCAGACGUCGAUACCCUCCAGCUACCCUUAUUACUUAAACUCAUGUCCCAAUAUGGACACAUGCUACUGGCGGCCGGCUAGGAGGGCGAGAUUAAAGCUAUAGGAAGAAGCAAGUUGCUUUGCGCAAUCGCUUGAAACGCUAGACGAUCAUCGUGUGGUUUACUGGAGUAUGUUUUUUUAGGGGUGGUAGAGGUAAUCCCCUGCCGCUACGCACAUCACGAGCGUUUAUCAGGCCACCACGAAGCCAAGAACGAGUAAUCAGGUAUCUACUUGCAUUCGGUAAGUCAAUCUAGCCCCGAAUUCACGCAUUUGUCUUGGGCUGGACGAGUGAUCCCGGUGCCCACAUCGGAACCGUCCCAUGCCCCUGACGAUCGCCCAAUGACAUCGAAGGUUGUUUAGACGCUGGCACUUGGGGUGAUUCAUGCGAACGCACGUCUUUGGUCUGAGCCACUUGCCAGUUCAUGUGCUCGCGAAGCCCUGCCCACCGCUUGAUUAUGCGCCAUACUGCCAUACUGUCCAGCCCAUGUUCACGACACUGUCACCAUUCGCAGAACGAAAAAAAAAAGAGACAAGAGAACCCUCUACAAACACACUAACUAGUCAGAGGAAACCGCCUCAAAGGCGUGUACAGCUUGCAUCUGUGGCGGCUGCACAUAUACCUAGACGCGCGCAUAAAUGACAAGCGCAUCCGCAACGGCGGCAGUUCGACCCAGUCAGGAACGGACGUCGCCUAACACCGUCCUUGCCCCUGAUCCGGUUCGAGAUCCCAGGUUGCGUGAAAUCGCCGGGCCCCUACGGACCUUUUUCGCCGGGCCCCCACAGCCUGUGCGCCAAUGGCAAACCGGCCUGGUGGGAAGCCGGGCCAGCCGAAGGGGGUACAUGACUUGUGGCCUCGCCUUGGGACUAUAGCCUUGGGUGGCGGGCUCGCUAAGCCUUGGGACCCCUGCGCAGAUCCGCCCUACGGAACCUUGCUCUGUGCCUCGUCCAAGGUCUAGAUGGUUCGCCGUGGCCAACGGCGAGCCGUUAUUAUGUUUCUAGAAACAAAAACUGGGCAUCGUGGCCCCGAAAUAGGAACUUGAAGGCGAUUCCGUGACGGCGCAGACCGGGGAGCCCUAGGGGGUCACCCAGGGGCAGCAUUGAGGGCUGGGCUGGAUCUGGUGGAGUUGGACGAUGGUUGCGUGACAGAUCCCCUGGAGAUCAGAGAUCAUGGCUUCGGACGGGGGAUACCGCAUGGACGUCGAAAUGGGCGGUGCAUCAUGACAUUGCAGAGCGCCUCUGCUCGCUUCUGCCGCUGCUGUGGAAGUGGUGUAUAUAACGGUCGAGAUCACCUCGACAAUCUUUCACUUUUUUUCCCUCCCUUCUCACCACCACCACAUUCUCCUUUCUUUUCCUCUUUCUACCUUUCCUUCAGUCCAUCUCCUUUGGUCUCUUUUUCCUACCGUCUUUUUCAUAGGUAUUCCUGAUUUUCUCUUAUCAGAUUCUCUUUCAUCAGUCACGAACGAAUUUCUACGCCUCAACCCAACCACACCUUCAACAUGUUUGUCAAGAACAUCCUCGUCUUUCUCCCCCUUAUCCUCUCCGGCGCGGUCGCCCUGCCCGCCCCGAAGACGGACGCCGUUUUCGGCCUCAGCACCCGGUCGCUCCCCGAUGUGCCCGUCGCUCGGGUUGUCCUCCCGAGGGCUGUCAAUUAUCCUGUUCCUAUGGUGAAGCCCAGGCACUCCACUGUCCCGGCCAAGGUUUCCCAGCUGGCCGCCAGGGAUGACGCCGCGGUCGAGGCCCUCACCCUGAGGAGCGAGCUCGAGACCCGCGGGCUCUUGGACGAACUGAAGAAGAUCCCCAAGACCAUCAAGAAGAUCCCCAAAACCAUCAAGAACAAGUUCAACCAGCUCAAGGACAAGCUCAAGGGCGGCAAAAAGGGCGCCGCCCCUGCCACCCCCGCUGAGCCUACCACCCCCGCUGAGCCUGCCACUCCU
Gaeumannomyces tritici R3-111a-1 is the source of this 2979-nucleotide messenger RNA. RefSeq lists its product as hypothetical. The record is from RefSeq and is a predicted model, not a curated record. The annotation marks the transcript as partial. The transcript has a single exon. NCBI's taxonomy places the organism in Eukaryota, Fungi, Ascomycota, Sordariomycetes, Magnaporthales, Magnaporthaceae.